This is a messenger RNA of Mytilus californianus (California mussel), 4196 nucleotides long. Its product is annotated as sodium- and chloride-dependent creatine transporter 1-like. The record is from RefSeq and is a predicted model, not a curated record. Gene Ontology annotation, biological process: sodium ion transmembrane transport. Lineage: Eukaryota; Metazoa; Mollusca; Bivalvia; Mytilida; Mytilidae. The transcript is spliced from 13 exons. Gene Ontology annotation, cellular component: membrane. The coding region runs from base 246 to 2153 and encodes 635 amino acids.
CUUUUAACAUUGAAGUAGUUAAGCAUUUAAGCACACACUUUAUACGGUAGUGUGUAUAUAUAUAUAUGCUAUACGUAUUAAAACAGUUUUUAUUGUUUGUACAUUUUAAAGGUGAAAUAGAUUUACCCAACUCCAUACUUGGCUGCUCAUCGUAAAUAGGAAAUCGAAAAGUUGAUCUGUUCAUGUUCUUUUUAAAUUUUCACAAUUUAAAACCGGUUUAACAGAUUGAUUUACAGUGAUAAGCCAUGGGGAAGGAAAAGGAAGCCGAAAAAGCAGUUGAUGAGAAGGAAUAUGGCUCAAAUCUAAAGGCAAGAGAGACAUGGACAAGAAAAUUUGACUUUUUGUUAGCUUGUACUGGAUUUUCUGUGGGACUUGGAAAUGUUUGGCGUUUUCCUUAUCUCUGCUACAAGAAUGGAGGCGGUGCUUUCCUUAUUCCAUACCUAAUAUGUGUAGUCGUCGGUGGUAUACCAUUAUUCUAUCUAGAGGUCGCUGUUGGGCAGUUUAUGGGCAUCGCUGGACUAAAUGCAUGGAAGAUAUGUCCGUUACUUCAAGGUAUUGGUAUAUCUACGACAAUCAUUGUAUUCUUCCUCAACUGCUACUACAAUGUCAUUCUGGCAUGGGCAUUUUAUUACUUCUUCAGUUCCUUCACAACAGGAGAUCUUCCAUGGGCAAAAUGUGGCCAUGAAUGGAACAAAUACUGCGUUGACUUUGUCAAUGUAAGGUCAAUCAACUGUUCUGAUACAGUAAAGUAUGGAAAUCUCACGUACUGCUCCAAUCAAACUUUGAAACUGGAUCCAACUACAGAAUUUUGGGAAAACAAAGCUUUAGGCAUAUCAGAAGGAAUACAUGACAUGGGAGUUGUGAAAUGGGACAUUUGUCUUUGUUUAUUAUUUGCAUGGAUUGUGGUUUAUCUUUGCAUCUGUAAAGGAAUUAAAUCCUCAGGGAAGGUAAUGUACAUAACUGCCACUUCGCCGUAUAUCUUUAUGACAAUAUUGCUGAUCAGAAACGCCUUAUUGGAUGGAGCAGCGGAAGGUGUAAAAUUUUACGUUACGCCAGACUGGGAGAAAAUGGCAAAAAUGGAGGUAUGGGUUGAUGCUGGGACACAAAUAUUUUUCUCAUAUUCUAUAUCAAUUGGAGCACUCACGGCCCUGGGAAGUUAUAAUAAGUUUAAAGAUAACUCGUACAGAGAUGCCAUUCUAUUUGCCUGUACAAACAGUGGAACCAGUAUUUUUGCAGGUUUUAUCAUCUUUACCAUUCUCGGAAACAUGGCGUAUGAACAAGGUGUUUCUGUAGCAGACGUAGCGGAAUCUGGACCUGGACUUGCAUUCAUAGCAUACCCAAAAGCCGUGACAAAAUUACCUGGAGCGCCAAUUUGGUCAGUUAUUUUUUUUCUCAUGGUAAUAUUGUUGGGACUGGAUAGUCAGUUUGUUGGUGUGGAAGGUGUCGUCACUGCUGUUGUGGACCAAUGGCCAGGCUAUCUUAGGAAAGGAUACAGAAGAGAGGUUUUCAUUGGUUGUGUGUGUAUACUGAACUUCUUCGUUGGAAUUCCCAUGGUGAUGAAUGGCGGAAUGUACGUUUUCCAAUUGUUUGAUUAUUACUCUGGAAGUAGAAUCAUUCUUUUUGUUGGCGCAUUUGAGUGCAUUGCAAUUGCAUGGAUAUAUGGGGUUCGACGUUUCUAUGACAACGUUAAAAUGAUGCUUGGUUUUAAAAUUAAUCCAUAUAUGAUGAUAUGUUGGACAGUUCUAGCACCGGCUUUCUGUAUGGCUAUUUUUAUUAUGAGUACAAUUAAUUACUCAGAAUUGGAUUAUAGUAGACCAUCAGGGAAAUACAUUUAUCCACAAUGGGCUAUUGCAAUCGGAUGGAGUAUGGCUGCGUUUGCCGCUGUCUUCAUUCCUGGUAUGGUACCGUUCCAGAUAUGGAGAUAUGGUCUGAAACCAAGUGAAUAUUACCUACUACUAAAGCCCCAGGGAUUAAAAGAGCACCAACUUAGACCCCAGGACCAAGGAGAAAUCAAUUUAGACAAUUUCCGUGAUAGUUCAUUAAGAUAUCGAGCAAAUAAUCCACCAAUGUAUAACCUUGAAACAAAUCCAAAUCUUUAUGAAAAGAGGGACUCUGGUCGAGAAAAUCCAGCUUUUACAGGAGAACGAUUGUGAUUUAAUAUACCAUAAUGCUCAAAUAACUAAAACUGUGAAUAGAUAUUUUUUAAUUUCUUUAUUCCAUGUCAUAUUAUUGAUGAUGACUGUAUCAAAUCAUGUAUAUAUAUAUAUAUCUAAUAAAAUAUCAUACAGCACAGUAAAUAUUGGGGAUACACAUUUUCAACAUAUAAAAUUUGUGAAAAGAAAAUUAACAGAAAAGACAAAUGAAAUAGAAAAAACGAUAUUUUGCAUUUCUUAUCAUCAAUUUCAGUGACUGUCUUUAACAAGAAGAUGUAUUCUCGUAACAAUUUUUAUAUUUUACCUAUAGUUUAGUUAUUUGUCUUAUAAUGGAUUUGGAGAUAUUAAGACUGGAUAUAUAAAAAGCAAAACAACAAAAAUACCAAACUCAAAGGAAAAUUCAAAACGGAAAGUCCCUUAUCAAAUGGCAAAAUCAAAAGCUCAAACACAUCAAAUGAAUGGAAAACAUCUGUCAUUAAACUCUUCCAAAUUUUCAGACAUUUCAAUUUUUUCUUCAUUUCUAAAUUUUUAUCAUGACAUUUGGUAAUUAUACACAAUCACUUUUGCAUAUAGCGUUGAACUAUUUCCCAAUUCGGUGUCUACGGAAAACUCUAAAUACCUUUUUGUUCAUAAUUUUCCAUUUGUUUAUGAGAGAACCUAUAUACUUAAGUGUAACUUUUAUAAAGUUCUGUUAGUGCUAUUCUAUCUUUAGAACGCAUACAAUGUGGAUACGGUUGAAAAAAAUCACAAAUUCAUGUUUUUGUUAAAUUUUGCAAUUUAAAGCAUUCAUAUCUUAUUUAAAGUGACACUCAUUUCAAGUAAAACAAAUGCACUAUCGUUGCUCGUUGGAACAAAAUAAACAUAUAUUUAAUUGAAUUCACGACUGAACCGUCCCUCUGAAGUUCGAAAGUUAAAAAAAAUCGUACAAUUCUGAUCUUAGAAACAAGUCUCUUUUUUUUAACAAAUUAAAAUAAAUCAAAAGUAUGUGUAAGAUCUAUUUUCUUUUUGAUAUGUACUGCCUUGUGGUAUGUUUUUUUUCUGGUCGGGUCCUGACAUUGUGGUUCAACACCUUAUAUCAUAAUAUGCUACCAAUUUAUUUUGGUAGAUGCUAAAAUUUAAAAUAUCUUUUAUUCUGUGUGCUUUAUAAAUUCUGAACUAAAGUAUAAUUACCCCGGCACUGACGUAGGACCCCCCACUUUUUGGCCAAAAUAAAUUAUCGAAAAUUAUAAAUCAAAAUGAAAGAUGUCACUGACUUACUCCUUAACUAUUAGACAACAGUUUGUAGAAUAGUUUUUUUUUGCUUGGCACUUUUAGAAGUUUGGCCCCAAACUUUUCAGUCUACUCCUUCGCUACUGCUACAUGUCUCCUAGUAGGCAAAACUAUGAUUUGAUUUUAUCAUUUGAACAUUUCAUAUUUAAAACAGAAUGUAAUGAGCUUACAAUAAUUUGUUUAUUAGAAAAUGUUAGAGAAAGAGAUUGUUAAUGAUAUUCUUUUUUCAAUUAGAAUAUUACUACACAAAAAUAUGUAUCUUUUAAAUUUCCAUCUGCGUUUACCUAUAUAUUAAGAAAAAGAAGGAAAGAAAGAAUACAUUUGUUAAAUCAUUUCAAAAUCGGCUCUUUUUUCGCUCUCUGUUCCAGUAAAACCAUGUUUACCUGUAAGUUCAUAUUCAAAGCACAACGCGGCAAUAAUUAUAAACAGUAAUAAACUUUGAAAUAUGUAUGUUCAUUAUCUAUGUUGUUAACAUGUUAUAUUUAUAUAUCGGAUUUAAAGAACUUGAUAUAAUGUGGUAAUGUUCAUUCUAAAUUUAAAUUUUCAGGUAUAUCAAUUUUUAACAAAUUUUAAUAUUCCCCAAUGAUUAUAAUAUACAUGUGUUGUUUAUCCACAAUGAUUAUAAUAUACAUGUGUUGUUUAUCCACAAUGGUAAUAUUAUACAUGUGUUAUUUACCAACAAUGGUGAUAUUAUACAUGUGUUGUUUACUUUAUAUCUAGUUUGUAUUGUAACUUACACGUAGAUUAUUUUGACAAUAUAUCUUUAUUAUAUAA